AACACAACAUUACCACAACCAUGGCCGACGCAACCCUCUUCGACGACACCUUCACCCUAACCUCCCUCAACAACCAAAAAUACGACCGCGUCUCCCGCGUAACCGGCACCUCCACCGACUCCUCCACCAUUCUGUCUCUAGACAUCAACCACGAAAUCUACCCCGUUGCUGUUGGCGAAACCCUGCAGGUUGUGCUCGCGUCGACACUGAAUUUGGACGGCACCAAAGAGGAUGUGAGCAAGGGAUGGAGGGAAAAAGGCGCAGAGGAAAACUCUUUGGCGGAUAUGUUUGAUUAUGUUUGUUGGGGCAAGGUGUAUAGGUUUGAAGAGGGAGAGGGGGAGAAUAUAGGAGGAUUUUUUGGAGCUGAGGUCAGAGGGAGAAGAAGCAGAGAUGCAGAUGCGCAUGUCUACGUCUCCUUUGGUGGACUGCUGCUUUACCUCGAGGGUCCUUACAAGAAGCUCACUCCCCUGCGCAUCGACUACGUCUACCUCUUGAUCAAGAAA
This is a messenger RNA of Aureobasidium musti, 503 nucleotides long. NCBI's taxonomy places the organism in Eukaryota, Fungi, Ascomycota, Dothideomycetes, Dothideales, Saccotheciaceae. The record is from the annotation of a GenBank genome assembly.